This is a messenger RNA of Tauraco erythrolophus (red-crested turaco), 550 nucleotides long. The record is from RefSeq and is a predicted model, not a curated record. Lineage: Eukaryota; Metazoa; Chordata; Aves; Musophagiformes; Musophagidae.
AUGUGCAGAGCGGCAAGGGCUUUUGGAGAGUAUCUUUCACAAAACCAUCCUGAAGGUAGAAACGGCUCAGAUCACUUGUUAGCAGACUCCUACAUCGGACAGGAGGACUCCCCUGAGAUGCAGCAGGCGGCACAGAACAAGCGCAGGCUCUCCGUCAUCUCAGACGGCAAGUUUGAGAGGAGCUUCUCCGAGGAGCAGUCAGAGAAGAUGCCAAACGAGGGACCGAAGCCACGAGUCUACACAAUCUCCGGCGAGAGGCCGAUGCUGUCGGACCAUGAGAACGAAAGUAUGGAACUGGUGGUGAUGAAGGGGGCUGCCCAAGAGGAAUGCCACCACGGCCACCAAGUGCACAGUGCUGGCGGCUCUCACGGCGUUAGCAGGCAUUGCAAGGGCUGGCCAGGCAGCCGGCCGGGCUCCAAGGAGUGCCCGAAUUGCACCCGGCUGGCUGCCCCGUCCCAGCAUUCCUUUGACCUGGAGCAGCAUCAAUCCGGCGAGACUGGGUGGCACAGAAAGAGGCUGGAGAGGAUGUAUAGUGUCGAUCGAGUGUCUG